Molecule: messenger RNA, 417 nt
Organism: Mercenaria mercenaria
Lineage: Eukaryota; Metazoa; Mollusca; Bivalvia; Venerida; Veneridae
Exons: 2
Coding region: 1-417 (138 amino acids)
Source: RefSeq, a predicted model, not a curated record
AUGGAUAAAAAAAUCAUGAUCAAGCAAAUUGCUUUGUUGUUGGUCGGCGUCCUCGCCGUUAACGCCUCAUAUUACAACCGUAAGUACAAAAGCUAUCCGAUAAAGAAAGGAUACGGUGGUAUUGGUGGUGGAUACGGGAGAGGCUACGGUGGAAUCGCUGGGGGAGGGGGAUAUGGAGGAUAUGGCGGAAAAUACGGCGGUAUAAGUGGUGGAAUUGGAGGUGUCAGCAGAGGAUACGGUGGAGGAUAUGGAAAAUAUGGCGGAGGAUACGGUAGGAUUGGUGGAGGAUAUGGAGGAAAUUUUGGAGGAUACGGAGGUGUAGGUUACGGUGGAAUCGGCGGAGGACACAGCGGUAUCGGCGGAGGAUACAGCGGAGGAUACGGAGGAUACGGAGGCAGUUAUGGAGGUAUAGUUUAA